AUGUCGACCCCAGCUGAUAUCGCCGUCACCGGAAGAGGAUUGAUCAGUCACGUCAUCUUCGACAUGGACGGGCUUCUUCUCGACACGGAGAAGUUUUACACAGAGGUCCAGGAGAUGAUACUUGCUAGAUUCAACAAAACGUUUGAUUGGUCUCUAAAGGCUAAGAUGAUGGGUAGAAAAGCUAUAGAAGCUGCGAGGAUCUUUGUUGAAGAAAGUGGGAUCAGUGACUCUCUUUCAGCUGAGGACUUCCUUGUCGAGAGGGAGUCUAUGUUGCAAGACCUCUUCCCUACCAGUGAGCUAAUGCCAGGAGCUAGCAGACUCAUCAAGCAUCUCCAUGAGAAUAAUAUCCCAAUAUGUAUUGCUACGGGUACUCACACACGUCACUUUGAUUUGAAAACGCAAAGACACAAAGAGCUUUUCUCAUUGAUGCAUCACAUUGUUCGCGGUGAUGAUCCAGAGGUGAAGCAAGGAAAGCCUGCCCCAGACGGCUUUCUCGCUGCUGCUGGGAGAUUUAAGGAUGGUCCUGUGGAUCCACAAAAGGUUCUGGUGUUUGAAGAUGCUCCAUCUGGAGUUCUUGCUGCUAAAAACGCCGGAAUGAACGUGGUGAUGGUGCCGGAUCCUAGACUAGAUAUCUCUCACCAUGACGUUGCAGAUCAAAUCAUAACUUCUCUACUCGAUUUCAAACCAGAGGAAUGGGGUUUGCCUCCAUUUUCGGAUUCAAACUAA
Molecule: messenger RNA, 726 nt
Organism: Thlaspi arvense
Lineage: Eukaryota; Viridiplantae; Streptophyta; Magnoliopsida; Brassicales; Brassicaceae
Source: the annotation of a GenBank genome assembly